Messenger RNA from Passer domesticus (house sparrow), 3202 nucleotides. RefSeq names its product syndecan binding protein 2 (gene SDCBP2). The coding region runs from base 1689 to 2819 and encodes 376 amino acids. The record is from RefSeq and is a predicted model, not a curated record. The transcript has 9 exons. Lineage: Eukaryota; Metazoa; Chordata; Aves; Passeriformes; Passeridae. Gene Ontology annotation, molecular function: protein binding. Gene Ontology annotation, cellular component: plasma membrane; cytoplasm.
GGGGUGCUUUGGGUGCUGUGCCAGGGUUCUGCUGUGCCUCAGUGUGAGGCUCAGGUGCUCCCGGAGCACAGUAGGAUGCCUGGGGCUCCUGUGCUCUGUGGGGAGGUGAUGGCAGCCUGCUGGAAUUUGCAUAAUUAAUUGCCUCACCAUAACCUAUUACACAUUGCCCUCACAGCCUCAUGCCCUUGUGGCUGUGACUCAACCUCGACUGGAAGCAUCAAGGAUAGAUGGGUGCAUGUUCCCAUGGUCCUUGCAGCUCCAGGGAAGCCUUUCCUUACACCUUUCUGGAUUUAUUUCAGUCCCUUUUGAAAGCUGGACGUGGCACAUGGGGCACAGCACAUCAUCUGCUUUGAGCUUUGCUGCUGUGGGUAUUGUGUGUGUAGGACCUGCUCAGGCACCACUGUGGGCCAGUGCCUUGUUCCUCUGCUGACAACCUUUGAUCAGUCAGUGUGCCACAACUGAUAACACAGCCACGAUCAAUAACACAGCCUGUCCCAGCUGCCAAGCAAAGUUUGUGUGUAAUGGGUCCUGGAGGGAGCAGUGGCCCUGGGGCAGGAGCAGCUCAGCCAUUGGGAUGCAUCCAGGAGCGCAGGUGCAAGGGAAUUAGCACUGCCCUUAAUUGCUGCUCAAUUAACCAGAACAGGAGCUUGUGGGGCACCCUGCUCUGUCCUUAGCUGUGGCCCUUUCUGGGUGGAAGCUUGAGGCCGGUUUGUGUUUCUCUUCCUGCAAAGCUUUUUGCUUUAAUUAUUAACCAGUGCCAGGCAGUGCCAUGGCUUGUGGCUGGGGCUAAGCCAGGGCAGGGGGGAGGCUGAGGGAAGCCCCCUGCCCUUGGGCCCUCAGCUCUGCACAGCUCCUGAAGCAUCCCUGAGUGCAGGUGGGGUGUGAGUCCCUACAGCUGUGGUUUUGUGGGGAUGAGGGCUUAGGAAAUGAACAGACUCCAGGAAACAAUCCUCUGUGUCUGUGACUCUCUCUGCUGCUGGUGCUGAGGCUGUUCUUGUCCUGGGCUGGUCAAGGCAGCUGGGCACCAUCCAGCUAAAAAUAACACCAGUAAAUAAAACACUUCCUCCUGGCCUGGCACGCUGGGGCAGAGGCUCAGGGAGCUGGGACGUGCCUGGCUGUGGCUCCACAGCGGGACUGGCCCCGUGCCAGGGAGCUCUGGGCUGGUGCCACCAGGUCCAGGCCUGCCCCAGCGCCCUCAGCACCCCCCUGCCCGGCCCCUGGGGACACGGUGGCCCAUGGCAUCCUCAAUGCCAACAGCAGAAUGUCACCUCUGGCUGCUGGAGGGCUGGAUCCCCAGGUGACACGGUGAUGGCCCCUGGCAGCAGGAUGCCACGGCCACCCCACGCUGAGCUCUGCGCUGGCUCAGUUUCUCCAGCUGCACCAUGGGACUCCCACAGCUGGCACGUGUCCCAGGUGACGUUGGGAAGGGUGUGGGACACGGGAUCCCGGUCACGGCCGCGUCAGCCCCACGCGCCGGGACAGCGAGGUGUCAGCAGGAGCCACCCACGCAGGGGAUCACGGUGGGGAGCCCCCUUCACCCCCAGCAGGGCCUGAGGAGCCCAGGCAGGAUAAUGGGGGUGGGGGCAGCCCAGUCAGGGGACCAAGCCACACGCUGGGGGUGCCAGGAGAGGUGAUGCAGUGUUGGGGGGGCACCAUGGGGGGUACAGUCCCAUCCCUGCUCCCCCAGGAUGCCCGAACCUACAGAAAGCCAUCCCAGUCCCCAUUCCAAUCCCUGUCCCACCCCUGCAGUGCCAGGGCUCUGUGCAUUGUUGCCUUCAUCUUCCUCUUCCUCACCUGUGCCCUACCUAGCGGGGGUGCAAUCAGCUGAGCCUGUCUGGCCCCUCCCUGGGCUGGGCCCGGCUAUAAAACCCAGGAGCCAGGCAGAGGGUGGUGUCACAAGGAUCUGGGAGCUGUUGGCAGCAGCAGCGAUGGCCACACUCUACCCCUCCCUGGAGGACAUGAAGGGCCACCAGGUCCUGCAGGCACAGGCAGCAGCUGGGGUGAGGACCCCUGCCACCACAGUGGUCACAGAGAAGCCAAAGCUCACCUCGGGCACUGAGCCUCCUGUGCUGUACCCCAACCUAGCCGAGCUGGAGAACUACAUGGGGCUGGCGCUCUCCAGCGAGGAGAUCCAGAAGAACCUGCACACGGAGGACAGCACCGCACUGACCCCCGCCGGGCCCUCCCCAGGCCAGCUGGUGGCCCCCCUGAGCGGGCACAGCGCGGGGCUGCGGCGCGCAGAGAUCAAGCCGGGCGUGCGGGAGAUCCACCUGUGCAAGGACGAGCGGGGCAAGACGGGGCUGCAGCUGAAGAACGUCGACCAGGGCAUCUUUGUGCAGCUGGUGAAGGCCAACUCACCGGCAGCGCUGGUGGGGCUGCGCUUCGGGGACCAGGUGCUGCAGAUCGACGGCAAGAACUGCGCGGGCUGGAGCAGCGACAAGGCACAGCGCGCGCUGAAGAAGGCGAACCCCGAGAAGAUCGUCAUGGUGGUGCGGGACAGGCCUUUCCAGCGCACCGUGACCGUGCACAAGGACAGCACCGGCCACAUCGGCGUCGUGGUGAAGAAGGGCAAGAUCGUGUCGCUGGCCAAGGACAGCUCGGCCGCCCGCAACGGGCUCCUCACCCACCACUGCAUCUGCGAGGUGAAUGGCCAGAACGUCAUCGGCAUGAAGGAUAAGCAGCUCAUGGAGGUGCUGGCAGGGGCUGGGAACGUGGUGACACUGACCAUCAUCCCCACCGUGAUCUACGAGCACAUGGUCAAACGUCUCUCUUCAGGGCUGGUGAAGUCAUCCAUGGACCACUCCAUCCCUGACCUGUGACACCAUCGCUGCUGUUCUGGGAGCUGAUGCUGGAAGCCCAGAGGGCCUGCUGAGAGGACCCCACAGCACCUCCAAAGGAGCUAUUCUAGCACAAAACCCCUUAUUCCUUCAGAGUCUGGUGGUGCUGGGUGGUUCCUCCUCUCCUCAGCAAGGACGGGGCAGAUGUCCUGUACCAGGGUCCCACUGUCCCCCUGUCCCUGCUUGGGCCACCCCCUCAGGGCAGAUGCCAAGGGCUGGCUCCAGCCGAAGCAGACACAGACCCAGCGACAUUUAUUACAUCCACCACAGACAGCGAGUACAGGACAGGGGAAACAAGAAGAGGGGGGUUACAGCUUUUUCAGUUCUGUAUUUAAAAAAUAUAUUAUAUAGAUUUGUCUUUCAAA